AUGCCCUACAUAAUCGGCCUAAACAGCGGCUCCUCCUUCGACGGCAUCGACGCCGUCCUCUGCACAAUCUCAACGGGCGAAGACGGCCACCCUACACCCCCCAAAUUCAUCGACGCCAUAACGCGCGACUGGCCCGAAGACCUACAAUCUGCCAUCCUACGCGCCUUCGAAAACAACCUCUCCAUCUUCGAACUCACCCGCGUGAAUUACGCCGCUGGAGCACUCUAUGCUGAAAUCACAAAUGCCCUCCUGACCAAAACAGGCUUGACGCCCGGAGAUAUAGAUGUGGUCGGAUAUGACGGGCAGACUAUAUACCAGGAGCCGCCAGACAGGGCUAAAAUGGGCGAGAACAAUAAAGAGAGUCUGGUCGAACGCUGGACAAAUGGAUCCUACCCCUGCGGCCUGUUCAUCGCAGAAUCCGGCGUGGUUGCUGCACUAACAGACAUCACGACGGUCACACAGUUCCGACCCGUUGACCAUGCCCUAGGUGGAUCUGGUGCGCCAUUAAUGCAGUAUCUGGAUUUUGUUGCAUUCAGGAAUGACCCAGAAGGAAAAGCAACGGCAACAGCAACGCUGAAUAUCGGCGGGAUAGCGAAUCUGCAGCUCGCGCAUAGAGACAGGUCGAAGAUGUUGGCGUUUGAUACGGGGCCUGGGAAUGUGAUGAUUGACCAUUUUAUGCGGGUAAGGUGUAAUGCCGCGUAUGACAAGGAUGGGCAGGUUGCUGCGCAGGGAACUGUUCUAGAAAAUCUACUGGAGCAGUUACUAGAAGAUGCAAAGGGAUUCUUCAGCAGAUCUCCACCGCGGUCAGCGUGGAGGUUGGAUUUCGGGUCCGAGUAUGCGGAUCGGAUCCUUCAGGCGUACGCGUCCAGGAAAACAGAAGAUCUCGUGGCGACUGUUACCAUGUUCACGGCUGUUUCUGUGGAGAAGGCGCUGGUGGAGUUUGUGCUGCCUCGAGCAGAAGAGCUGGGUGGGUUGACGAGGGUGAUUGUCAGUGGAGGCGGGACGAGGAAUGGGACGCUGAUGAGGUUUCUGUCUGAGAGAUUGGCAGGGCAUGGGGUGGAUGUGUGUCUGAGUGAUGAGGUGGGACUGCCGGCGGCGUAUAAGGAGGCGAUCAAGUUCGCGACGCUGGGGUUUGCGGCGAAGAGAGGCCUUGCAAAUAACAUUCCUAACGCGAGUGGUGCACAACGAUAUGCGGUGCUGGGGAAGAUGACUCUUGCGCCGGGGGUGGCGAGGGUAUAG
Messenger RNA from Aspergillus versicolor CBS 583.65, 1239 nucleotides. RefSeq lists its product as uncharacterized. The transcript has a single exon. The record is from RefSeq and is a predicted model, not a curated record. Lineage: Eukaryota; Fungi; Ascomycota; Eurotiomycetes; Eurotiales; Aspergillaceae. Gene Ontology annotation, molecular function: phosphotransferase activity, alcohol group as acceptor; ATP binding. Gene Ontology annotation, biological process: peptidoglycan turnover; amino sugar metabolic process. Bases 1 to 1239 code for a protein of 412 amino acids.